Molecule: messenger RNA, 1431 nt
Organism: Parnassius mnemosyne (clouded apollo)
Lineage: Eukaryota; Metazoa; Arthropoda; Insecta; Lepidoptera; Papilionidae
Source: the annotation of a GenBank genome assembly
AUGUUAAAUGCUAAUAGUAAUAUUUCCAUUAAAUUUAAUCAUGAAAAGUCAUGUAGACGUCCACUAUAUAAUAUUGAUUUUUUUAUCAAAGAAUAUAGGCAUCGUAUUUUGAAUGAUGUAGCAUCUGAUGAAAAGAGUAGUGGGUGUUAUACCAAUAUAUGUUUUUCCACAAAGUUGCCUCAAAUUUAUAAUGAAAAAUGGGUUCAGGAAAACAAAAACAUGUACCUGGCGAACACACCGAACGAAUAUUUAGUAGAACAAUAUUAUUUAAGUCAAGCAGGCUUUAUUUGCUGUAUGAUAUACACUCCAGAUGGCGAAUUCAUCAUUGUUGGCCACUCAAGUGGAAUGAUCCAGAUGCGACAUGGCAGUACCGGAACAGUCCUUUGUACGCUGCGCAAUAUCCAGUACCCACCGAAGCCAAUAUAUGCCCUUGAAUACAGUUUACAAGAAGAGAGAGUCUGUUACGCGGCGUGUAUGGAUGGUGCUGUGUACCGAAUUGAAAUACCAAAUAUAAACGUGUCAAUAGAAGAUCCACCAGAAUUCUGUAUUAGGGCAGAUCCAGCCCUCGAAUCAAUGAAUACGCAGUUCUAUGGAGCUCCUGGAAUCUCAUCAUCUUCUACACCAUUUAUUACGCAAAGGUACUCGGCGCUAUCAUUGGGAAUUACAGCUGACCAGGCGAAAAUGGUCGUUGGUUACGGCGACUCCUCCAUUAAAGUGUACGACAUGGAAACCCAAGAGUUAGAUUUGACAUACAAAGUGCAGAAGCUGCGACUGCAGUUUAUACCGAAGAAACUACAACGUAUGCAUACCGGCCAGGUCUGUGCGCUGCGUUGCCACGACCAGAAGAUCUACAUGUUUGCUAGUGGAGCUUGGGAUAGAACUUUGAGGAUUUGGGACAUACGGUGCAAAAUUGGCUGUGUAAUGACAUUCGAAGGUGUCGAUAUAUGCUCCGACAGCAUUGACUUAAACAGGGACCAUUGCCUAGCUGGCAGCUGGCAACCAACCGAAGCUCUGACAGUGUGGGACCUUGUAGCAAAGAAGAAACUGAAUACUAUACGAGUGCAAAAUCGACGGCCUGAUGUUGACGGCGAGUACAUUUACGCUUGUCGAUACUGGAGGUCGAAAGAGUUUAAUCGCAAAGGAAAGUAUGCUCUCAUAGGUGGUAGCGGCACCAGUUGCUUAGAAGUGAUUAACUUGCACAAUAGGUACAUUAGCUGCUCAUAUCCCGUUACUGGAACGAUUCUGGCGAUCGCCAGCCACCAAGAACGAAUAGCCUUCGGAGGCACUGCUCCUGUACUUAAUAUUGUCAGCUUCCACGAUCCCAAACAUGAGCAAUAUAGAACUGAAACUGUAGUAGAUGGUGCAACAUGGACUCCUGGCGACGAGUUUAAGGUUUAUUCAGCAACAGAUUUAGAAACAUUUGAAAAUUAG